Microthlaspi erraticum is the source of this 888-nucleotide messenger RNA. NCBI's taxonomy places the organism in Eukaryota, Viridiplantae, Streptophyta, Magnoliopsida, Brassicales, Brassicaceae. The record is from the annotation of a GenBank genome assembly.
AUGGUUGUACAUCUUCAAACCAAGCUCACUCUAAGUCCAAUCACCAAGAACAUUCCAACAAGUCACCACCGUCCGUCGCUACUCCGUCUACGUGUCACGUGCUCGGUUACUACCACCACCAAGACUCACUCUAACCGUGAGACUGAGAAGCUUGUGGUGGUGAAUCCUCCUCUGUCCAAUGACCAAACGCUGCAAUCGACGUGGUCCCACCGGUUUUGGGUUGCAGCGGGAUGCACCACUGUGUUUGCUUCUCUACUCAAAUCUAUCACUGGAGGGUUUGCUUCUCAUCUCUGGCUCGAACCAGCUUUAGCCGGUUUUGGUGGGUAUAUCUUAGCAGAUCUAGGCUCUGGUGUGUAUCACUGGGCCACGGAUAACUACGGUAAUGAGUCAACGCCUGUUGUAGGAAUCCAUAUCGAAGAUUCUAAAGGUCACCACAAGUGGCCUUGGACAAUCACCAGACGGCAAUUCGCCAACAAUCUACAUUUUCUUGCUCGAGGCGUAACUUUCACAGUUCUCCCACUAGAUCUUGCGUUUAAUGAUCCUGUGGUUCAUGGCUUCGUGAGCACGUUUGCGUUUUGCGUAUUGUUUUGCCCGCAGUUUCAUGCUUGGGCUCAUGGGACCAAGAGCAAGCUUCCACGUCUCGUGGUGGCGUUUCAGGAUAUGGGUCUUCUUGUUUCGCGGACGCAUCACGUGAAUCAUCAUCGAGCAUCGUAUAACAACAAUUACUGCGUGGUGAGUGGCGUUUGGAACAAGGUUUUGGAUGAGAGUAACUUCUUUGAGGCAUUGGAGAUGGUCUUGUAUUUACAGCUCGGGGUUAGACCGAGAUCAUGGGCCGGGCCAAACUCCGAAUGGUCAGAAGAAACCGUCAUCUCCAACAACAACAAUUAA